CUCCACCAAGGGCCUGACGGACGCCCGCGAGCCCCGACCUCUGAACCUCGGCACCACAGACUAUGGCGACAACAGCACCGUUGCGAGACUGUCAGGCAUGGAAUGAUGCUGGGCUCCCACUCUCCACUAUGAGCAAUGAAGCCUGCAAGCUGUUUGAUGCCACCCUGACCCAGUAUGUAAAAUGGACCAAUGACAAGAGUCUUGGUGGCAUUGAGGGCUGCCUGUCAAAGCUCAAAGCAGCUGACCCAACCUUUGCCAUGGGCCACGCCAUCGCCAAUGGUCUUGUGCUCAUUGGUACCGGAAGCUCUGUGAGGCUGGACAAAGAGCUGGACCUGGCUGUGAAGACCAUGGUGGAGAUUUCAAAAACCCAGCCACUGACACUGAGGGAGCAGCUGCACGUGUCUGCGGUAGAGACAUUUGCCAAGGGGAACUUCCCCAAAGCCUGUGAUAUAUGGGAACAGAUUCUCCGGGACCACCCCACAGACAUGUUGGCCCUGAAGUUUUCCCAUGAUGCUUAUUUUUAUCUGGGCUACCAGGAACAGAUGCGAGAUUCUGUUGCUCGAAUUUACCCCUUCUGGACGCCAGAUGUCCCCCUUAGCAGCUAUGUGAAAGGUAUCUAUUCUUUUGGAUUGAUGGAAACCAACUUCUAUGAUCAGGCAGAAAAGCUUGCCAAAGAGGCUCUAUCUAUUGCCCCAACAGAUGCGUGGUCUGUGCACACCAUUGCCCACAUCCACGAGAUGAGAGCAGAGGUCAAGGAUGGGCUGGAGUUCAUGAAGUGCUCAGAAGCCCACUGGAAGGACUCUGAUAUGCUAGCUUGCCAUAAUUACUGGCACUGGGCUCUCUACCUGAUUGAAAAGGGUGAAUACGAGGCCGCGCUGACCAUUUACGACAACCACAUCCUUCCCAGCCUGCAGGCCAGCGGCAUGAUGCUGGAUGUGGUGGACAGCUGCUCCAUGCUCUACCGCCUUCAGAUGGAAGGAGUGUUCGUGGGCCAGCGGUGGCAGGAUGUCCUGCCUGUGACCCAGAAACACAGCCAGGACCACAUCCUGCUGUUCAAUGACGCACACUUCCUGAUGGCCUCCCUGGGUGCGCGGGACUCCCAGACCACACAGGAGCUGCUGACCAGCCUGCAGGAGGCCAGCAAGUCCCCAGGGGAGAACUGCCAGCACCUGCUGGCCCGAGACGUGGGGCUGCCCCUGUGCCAGGCCCUGGUGGAGGCUGAGGACGGGAACCCUGACCGCGUCCUGGAGCUGCUCUUACCCAUCCGCUACCGCAUUGUCCAGAUUGGGGGCAGCAACGCCCAGAGAGACAUCUUCAACCAGUUACUGAUUCAUGCAGCCCUAAACUGCACAUCCAGCAUCUAUAAGAACGUGGCCCGGAGCCUUCUGAUGGAGCGCGAUGCCCUAAAGCCCAACUCGCCCCUGACAGAGCGGCUCAUCCACAAGGCGGCCACCGUCCACCUCAUGCAGUGACUGGAGCUGGCCCUUGACCUGAAGGCACUCAGCCAUGACCUUCCCAGCAUUUGACCAGCUGCCCCACUGGGUUAGGGUUAGGAAACAACUGGGCCUGCUUGUUAGGGAAGAGGGUAAAGUUCAGACUUAAGCAGAAAGCCCCCUGGACCAGCAGUUUUAUAGAAACAGGGGCAUAAGUUAAUUUUAAAUGUAUUUCAGAAAUUUCUCCCAGUCCUUCCUAUAAGGGCUAACGUGCAUUUUAAGUGCUCAGAACCAAUAUAGGUGCUGUUAUUUGCAGUUGCCCUGCAAACUGUUUUCCUACAGGCACACUGAUACCAUUUCCUGGUUGUUCAAGGGCAGAGGGGGGGCCAACUCAGAUGGGGAGCUCUACAGGUGGCCUCCCACACCUGGCUGCCCCCCCCCAGGCAAAGGGAAGCUUUCAUUUAGUCAUCCUUAUAUUUUAUAUAGGCCCUGUUGUCCCAUUUCUCAGGGGAGGACACCAUUGGGGAAAAAUGGCUUGCCUGGGGUCACAGUAAGCAGAAGCCUGUCUGGGAAAAGGGGACUCCAUCUUGCUGCCUUUUGCCUCAGCCCUGCCUGCUGCACCCAUGGCUCUCCAGGCAGCUUCUGCUGUCUCUUGAAAAGACAUUUUGAGCCUUCUUCAGGGCCUGGGUAGUGCUGAGUAGAGCUUGUUUCUCUUUUAGAACUGAAUAUGGGAUCGAGGUCUUGGGGAAUGGCUUCCUUGAUCGACUCUGAUUCUAAUAAUAAGAAUGGAUGUGAGAAUUGAACUCAUGGCUGCUCUGUUGUGUUAAAAACCAAAGCACUGACACGUGGCUAUAACAUGAUUUGAGCCAGAUUUAUAAAUGCUGCCUUUGUCUCUGCUUCCCUUUCGUCAGCCUGAUGUGUCCCAGUCCUGCUGCUGUCAGACUGAGUGCAAAGGUGUUUUUCAAGUUCCUUCAUUUCCUGCUGAAGUUAGGUAGGGAGUGGGCAGGUCUGCUGGAAGGGAGUGUCAUCUCCAAACCCAUUAGGGCCUUGUAGUGCGCUCAAGUCUGGGGAAAUUCCUGGGAUUAAAAUGUAUUAAUUGCUUCCUUUCACUACUAACUCCUGUGGGCAU
Castor canadensis (American beaver) is the source of this 2562-nucleotide messenger RNA. Its product is annotated as tetratricopeptide repeat protein 38. The record is from RefSeq and is a predicted model, not a curated record. NCBI's taxonomy places the organism in Eukaryota, Metazoa, Chordata, Mammalia, Rodentia, Castoridae. Gene Ontology annotation, cellular component: cytoplasmic microtubule; microtubule cytoskeleton. Gene Ontology annotation, molecular function: microtubule binding.